AUGAAAGAAGUGAUUCGGGGAUUUUUACUUUUUUGUUCUCUGGUAUCAACCGUGAGCGCAUAUACCUUAUCGGACGAGCAGAAUUUACGGACGUCUCUAUUGACGGGGUAUGAUAAGGAGUUGAGACCAGGAAUAGAUAGAGCAUUUCCCCUUCAAGUAAACACAUCCUACUUUUUAUUUUCUAUAAACGAGUUCGAUAUGGAUACAGGGAAAUUCACUCUGACUGGUUUCUUCCUACAGCAGUGGUUUGAUGAAAGACUUUCCUGGGAUCCCGCCAACCAUAAUCAGACAAACUCAACCAUAAUAUUACAAAACAAAAUAUGGCUGCCCAACCUGAUUAAUACGAAUCCUUUUGAAGACAUCAGAGGGCUUGGAAGUGAGCUGAUUUCAGUACGUGUGUCCUCCACUGGUUUGUGUGAAUGGUAUGCCCUUCAGGUGCUGGAGGUGAUAUGUGAUCCCGAUGUUUCCAAAUUUCCUUUUGACACCCAGUACUGUACUAUGAAAUUUUUCAUUGGUGGUUAUCUACCAUACGAAGUAAACGUCAAUUUCGUAACAUCAGAAGUGUUUUUACAAUUAUAUCAUGAAAAUGGUGUAUGGGAAAUUACUGCUUCUACAACUCACACAAAGUUAAACCUUUAUGGGUAUGAAGAAGUUGUUGUUGGACUUCAUUUGAAACGAAGAACAGCUUACUACACCGUUAGUCUGAUAUUGCCAGUAUUGGCAAUCUCAGUACUGCUGGGUUUUGUCUUUAUUCUUCCUCCUGAAUCUGGCGAGAGAUUGGGAUUUAGUACCACAGUUCUACUAUCAAUAGUUCUUUACCUUACUUUAAUUCAAGACAUGCUUCCUGAAUCCUCAGAACCGAAUGUGUCCAUUAUUGGCUACAUUCUGGUAAGCUACGUAAUGACAGGUGCAAUCACUGUAAUUUUUGUAAUCUUUGGUUUUAGAAUUCAAAGUUCUUGCAAAAAACCCGUUCCUCGAUUCAUUGCAAGCACAGUGAAAUGUUUUCGUAGGAAAAGGAAAGGAGUUAACUCUGCAGAAAGCUUGGAAACAAAAUCUGUGGCCAUUGAUGAGGAUGAUAAUGACGGAGUGUCUUGGAUUGAAGUUGGAAGAUUUUUUGAUAAAAUGUGUUUUAUUGUCUCUUUAAUUCAAAUAGCAAUAUCGAAUAUAAUUUUUAUGUCCAUUGUGUAUUCAUAG
This is a messenger RNA of Saccostrea echinata, 1194 nucleotides long. Its product is annotated as neuronal acetylcholine receptor subunit beta-3-like. The record is from RefSeq and is a predicted model, not a curated record. The transcript has a single exon. Gene Ontology annotation, cellular component: synapse; membrane; neuron projection. Gene Ontology annotation, biological process: monoatomic ion transmembrane transport; signal transduction; regulation of membrane potential. NCBI's taxonomy places the organism in Eukaryota, Metazoa, Mollusca, Bivalvia, Ostreida, Ostreidae. The coding region runs from base 1 to 1194 and encodes 397 amino acids. Gene Ontology annotation, molecular function: extracellular ligand-gated monoatomic ion channel activity; neurotransmitter receptor activity; transmembrane signaling receptor activity.